Molecule: messenger RNA, 1350 nt
Organism: Podospora pseudopauciseta
Lineage: Eukaryota; Fungi; Ascomycota; Sordariomycetes; Sordariales; Podosporaceae
Exons: 2
Coding region: 1-1350 (449 amino acids)
Cellular component (GO): cytosol
Molecular function (GO): 3'-5'-DNA exonuclease activity
Source: RefSeq, a predicted model, not a curated record
AUGGUGCCUCUCUCACAACAUACCAGCCGCGAUACAUCGAUGUGGAUUGGCAUCAACCUCGCUGAUCCCAUCUUCCGCGGCCGUUACCAUGGCAAAUCAAGACACCCCGAUGACCUCCAGGGUGUCAUCGACAGAGCCAAAGAAGUAGGCUGCACCAAGCUCCUCGUAACCGGCUCCUCCUUCAAAUCCUCCCGUGACGCCCUCAAAAUAGCCUCCAAAUUCCCGAACGUGGUCUUCACCACAGCCGGAAUCCACCCCUGCUCCUCCUCCAUCUUCUCCCCCUCCCACCACAAACACCACGACGAGUCCCAAUCCGAGGACGAAUCCGCCGACCAGCACACCCCCGCCUGCGGGCCCGACCCAACAAAACCCAUCCUCGAUGGCGAAGGCGUCGACCACGCCCGCUCAGAAGACAUCAUCUCCGACCUCAAAGACCUGAUCACUACCGCCCCGAAAAACAGCCUCAUAGCCUUUGGCGAGUUCGGCCUCGACUACGACAGACUCCACUACUGCUCAAAGGAAGUACAACUCCACUCCUUCGCCGCCCAGCUCAGACUCGCGGCGUCGCUCUCCCCUCAGUUACCGCUCUUUCUCCACUCCCGCGCCGCACACGGGGACUUUGUUCGUCUGCUCAAAGAUGCGUUUGGCCCUAGGCUUGAAAAGCUGCAAAAGGGUGGUGUAGUCCACUCUUUUACUGGAACAAUAGAAGAGGCAAAAGAGCUGAUGGAUCUGGGAUUGUACAUUGGCAUCAACGGGUGCAGUUUCAAGACCGUCGAAAACUGCGAGGUGGUCAAGCAAAUCGACCUGAGCAAAAUGAUGCUUGAGACGGAUGGUCCGUGGUGUGAGGUUAGGCCUACGCAUGAGGGGUGGAAGUAUCUGGUUCAGUUUGAGGAAGCUAGAAGAAAGGAAGAGAAGGAGAAGAAGAAGCUAGAGGAGGAGAAGAAGAGGCUAGAGGAGGAGGAGAGGCAAAAGCAGGAAAAGAUCGAGGCAGAAAGAAAAGCGCAGGAGGAGCUGGAGAAGAAGGCUGCUGAGUUGGAGUUGGGGGGUGGUGUAGAGGGAGGCAAGGCUGGCGGGGAAGGGGAGAAGAAGAGCCAGCGACAACCCAAGAAGCCUAAGCAGCAACAGCAGCCGCAGGGGAAGAAGAAUCAGAAGAAGGAAAGCGAAGUGCCUGAUCGGUUCAAGGUUGUCAAGAAGGAGAAGUGGGAGGAGGGGGCGAUGGUCAAGGGGAGGAAUGAGCCGUGCACCAUUGAGCGGAUUGCGAGGAUUGUGGCUGGGAUCAAGGGGGUGGGUGUGGAGGAGGUGUGUGAAGCUGCAUGGGAGAACACUGCCAAGGUGUUUGGUCCUUUUUGA